Messenger RNA from Solanum dulcamara, 2124 nucleotides. RefSeq names its product transcription initiation factor TFIID subunit 8. Gene Ontology annotation, cellular component: transcription factor TFIID complex. Gene Ontology annotation, molecular function: protein heterodimerization activity. The transcript has a single exon. The record is from RefSeq and is a predicted model, not a curated record. Bases 770 to 1894 code for a protein of 374 amino acids. NCBI's taxonomy places the organism in Eukaryota, Viridiplantae, Streptophyta, Magnoliopsida, Solanales, Solanaceae.
AUCUAAAAAUCCCUUUCUUGGUGUGUACCUUUUAGGGUUUAUCAAAAAAUUCUCUCCAUAAACCCUUCUCUGUUCUCUCAAUUUCUGAAGCAAUUUCAAUUUACUAAUCAAGAAACCGGUACCCCAAGUUCAAUUAGUCUCAAAAAUUCAGCUGUAAGUAUUCAUUUUCAUACAAUCUGGUUGUAUAUUUGGGGCAUUUGGUGUUGUAGUUUUACUUGUUAAUGUAGCCUAAUAGUUAAGGUUUUAUGAAUUAUCAAGUGGAGUUGAGGAAUCUUGAGGUGGGUAUUUGGUUUUGUUGAAGAAUUUGGUUGAGUUUUGGGUUCUGGGGUUCGCAUUUUACAUCUCCAAGUUGUGAUUUUUUCUUUGUUUUUUGGGAAAAGACAGGAGUUUACCAAGUGGGGUUGAGGAAUCUUGAGGUGGGUAUUUGGUUUUAUUGAAGAAUUUGGUUGAGUUUUGGGUUCUGGGGUUCACAUUUUGCAUCACCAAGUUGUUUUUUUUUUUAAUUUUGGGAAAAGCUAGGAGUUUUGUAAUUCAUGUCUACUUGUAUUUUGGGCAAUUGGGGCUGUUCUUGUACUCCUUAAUGCAGCUUAAAUGCAUAGAGUAUGCAUGAAUUGCAAAUGGGUAUAGGGAUCUUAAACUGCAUAUUUUUGAGUUGUGGAGUUUUUGUAAUGUUUCUAAGUUGUGAACUUUUACUAUUAAAGACACGGGUUUGAGCUGAGUGGUGAGGUUUUUGAGUUAAAGAAGCUGUAAAUCUUUUAGUAAUUUGAAUAUGAUCGUUGGAGGUAAUGCCGAGGAUAAAAGGGAGAAAGAGAGUACUGUUGAUAAUACUAGGGAAGAAAGAGUUGGUUCUGAUGAUUUUGGGCGAGCAAUAUCGAGGACUGCGGUGGCACAGAUAUGUGAAAGUAUUGGGUUUGAGAUUUUCAGUGAAUCUGCUCUUGAAUCGCUUGCAGACAUUGUGAUUAAGUAUAUACGUGACCUAGGCAAGACUGCUAGUAGUAGUGCUAAUUUAGCUGGAAGAACACAGUGCAAUGUGUUUGAUAUUAUUCAAGGAUUAGAGGAUAUGUGUGCCUCCACUGGUUUUCAACGAGCAUCGGAAGUGAACCGUUGUGGGUUAAGUUCUGGUAUUGUUAGUGAGAUUGUUGAGUAUGUGGAAUCUGCUGAAGAGAUUCCAUUUUCUCAAACUCUUCCACAUUUUCCUGUGGUAAAACAUCCCAGUAUGAUACCCAGUUUUUCCCAAAUUGGUGAAACACCUCCAUUUAAGUAUGUACCUCCAUGGUUGCCUGCAUUUCCUGAUCCGCAUACUUAUGUACGGACCCCCACGUGGAAUGAGAGGGCAUCAGAUCCUCGAGCUGAUAAAAUUGAAUUAGCAAGACAGCGAAGGAAGGCAGAAAGAUCUUUAUUAAAUUUACAGCAGCGAUUGGUGUGCAAUGGUUCAGCAAUGGCAUCAACUUCUAGGCAGCCAGAUGAUGUUGGUAUUACUUCAAGUGCUAGUAAAAGUGAAAACCCGUUUCUUGCAAAACCUUUUCAAGCUGGUGAGAAAGAUGUGGACCCUGUGGCUCUUCCAGCUAAACUUUCUAGUGAGGUAGACAAUAAAAAUCAUGUUUCUUUGCUGGAGACGUUCUCCCCAGCAAUUCAGGCGAUGAAGGAUGGGCUCUCUGAAACAGUAGAUGGUACAGAGAGAACACUUCCGGACAAGAGGCUUGCUGUCUGUUUAGAAUUUAGACCUGGAAAGAAGGCCUUAGGUGAUUCUUUGGAUCUGAGGCUUUUGAAAAAGGGUUCUGGGAGAAACGCUUCCUUGUUCCGGCGGGAUGAAGAAAGAGAUGACAAGAAGAGGAGAGCUGAGUUAAUACUGAGGCAAUCUAGGGAUAAUCAGCAGGAGUUAACCCAGUUGUAAAUUAGUUGGUUAGCUUGAUGGGGUACUUCCAUAGUUCCGUCCCCUUUUCAAAACAGCAGCAAUUGAUUAGGUUUAGGUAAAAGUCACUCAUACUGUAAUUCUUCUGUGGAUGUCACAGAGUCUGUUUGGAUGUUGAGAUGUAGUAAUGUAGAACAUUUUUUCGAGCGAGGUUAGUCAUUGUUCAUUCUCCAAUUAAUCUAUCUCAGUGAGAAUCUUUUUUCUUUUGCAAA